UUUCAGUUUUUUCACAGGGGCAUGUCAAUUACAAUGAUAAAUAUCCGAAAAACCAAAAGAUUAUUCUUGGAUCCACUUGAAUGAAUGCUUCAAUGGAGUCAGAUUUGAAGCUUUAUCUUGAUUGCAUUCUAAGGCCAACCAGCAAAGAGUCACAAAGACAAUCUCUAUGUGCAUUAGCGGAUCUACUCUCUACCAAUGGUGAUUUAAAAGCAGCAUUUCGGGAAGAUAAAGGAUUGCUCUCGCUAACAAAGCUACUUUUGACUGAGGAAGAGGUUUCGUUCCAGCAAACCACCAUGUACACCCUUAGCUGCGCAGUAGAUUCUUGUGUUUCAUCUCAAAACGUUUUGAUUCAUAAAGGGAUAAUUAGUCUGCUUUCUAGUCAUCUAAAGAAAGGUCCCCUAUCCCCGCUGUUUCAGUCAUCUGUUUGUUUGCUGAGUUUUCUCAGCCAGGGUAAUUCCCUUGGACAAAACCAGUCCAGACAGAAGGGAAUUAUCAAACAUCUCGUCUCAUGCCUUAGAAAUUCCAGUCCAGUUACCCAAGAAAAUGUUCCCGUGUGGAAUUCCUGUCUGACAUGUCUUUCCUCUUUAGUCAACAAUCCUCGGAACUCAUUAAAUCAAGAAGCUUGUAUGGAAGUGAUACCAUUUUGUCUUUAUAUCCUACUAAAGAAUUCUCAUGCUAAAGAUCUGGUGAUUUCAAUCUCUAAUUUCUUGAGACUCUGUCUUUCAGACAACGGAUCAAACCAGGAAAAAUUUUUCAAGAUAGGAGGUCUUAAAAUCUGUCUUGAUAUGUUAAAAGGAUGUCAAGAUAACAGAACCGCUUGGUGCGUCAUCUCUUUAAUCAACUCAGCACCAAAAGGGAUCUUGCUUUCUCCAGAUAUCCAAGUUUCGUGUGUGCCCCUCCUAUUGCACUGGAUCUCUAAGGGAACUAAUGAACAGAUACCUAAUGGGCUUCAAGCAUUAAGCACAGCUAUUGAUAACAAUAAAGAGGCUAGAGCGGCACUCGUAGCAGAUAGAAAUGGUAUGUCAAGUAUCAUUAGAUGUAUGGAGAACUGUGAUGAAAACACUAGAAAAACUGCGAAACUACUUCUUCAGUCAAUGUUCACAACUUCUACAGGCGAAAAGAGUGAAGGGUCUGAUAGCGACCUUGAGUCCGCCAGCCAUGAAAUAACAAAACAGUAUGGAAAUAAGAGUGAGGGUUCAAAUGUCAAAUCAAACAAGGUGGGCGUGCAAAGAAAGCAGCAGAUAAAAGACCUGAAGAAGCGGACUGUCGUAGUGAAAAGCAGCGGAAGUUGGGCUGUACCUACAUACGAGAGAGGAACUGAAAGAAAGAGGUGCUACAAAAGGUCUAUCAGAGAAACGCCUAGAAGAUCUGAACCUGGGAGCAUGUCAGGGAAGAGAGCUAAAAGCUACAGUCCAAUAACACCCCAGCCCACCCCUGCCCCGGGAGUAGAAAGAGAGUUUGGCCCUGUAUCCCCCCACGGGAAGCGACAACUCACAACACACAACAGGGAGCAACAACUCACAACACAACCCACAAUCAUAGCCUCCAUAGUAUCACGGACAGUUGAAGACAAGAUGAGCGAGUUCCUACAACGAUUCGAACAAGUCAUAUCAACCACAGCUGCAGGUUCCAUCGCGUCCUGUUCUGCUUCCAUUGUACCAAUAACGCCAACUGAUAAUCCUCACGUUAAUAAAACAUGUCACCAAACAUCUGGAGUUGACAAAAGUACUGAUAGAAUCGUAAAUGAAUCUGUUCAUGAAUUAUCUACUCAGAAAAGGUCUGAUUCGGCCCUAACAACGUUAAAGUUGGAGUCAGGGAGAAGAUUUAGUCGUGAUGUUGAUGAGAUGAGUGUUAUCACUGAUAUCAGUCAGGUCACUUUAUUUAAUGACUUCUUCGACUUGAACCCUCUGUUGGUGCCAUCGUGUAGAAAUAGCAGAUUUAUUGAAAUAGAUGAUUCGAUUUCCCAAUAUGACAAUUCAACGUCGAAUGACAAUGUAACGUCGCAUGACAAUGUAACGUCUCGCAACUUUAAAAUGGCCAGAAGAUCAGACGGAGAUUCAGGAUUUGGACAUUCUAGUAAAAUAUCAAUACCUGGUAAUUCAUCCAUGCCCAUUUCAUCGGACGGUCCAAAAGAAAACCUUUCUCAAAGAUUUAUGAAGAUGCAUAGUGAUAAAUCAAAUUGCAGACUUGGUGAAAACUUAGAUGGAUACGCAGAUGAUCAGGAUCAACAUUCAGCAGUACCAUUCACAGAACAAGAAGUAGCAAAUCUCUGCCUCGGUGUUCAACUCUACGGUAGAUCUUGGUCUCUCAUCAUUGCUCGGUUUCAAUUUCAUUCUUCUAGGACACCAGCUCAACUACGUAGAAAGUACAGCCGAAUAAAGAAGUUUCUGGAUGAAAGAAAAGCAAGCAAGUCUAGUCGGAGCUCACCUGAUAGUCAGACCAUUAAAAAGAUGCGCGUGUAAACUGUAUUAACACGGCCUGAACCUGUCUUAAAUUCGAAAGAAUUUUACGUAAAAAAACCAAAUAAUCCGCCGAAGUAAGAACUAAAUGGUUUUCAGCGAGGUGAUCACAUUAGCACCUUAUAAAUUCUCUGUUGAAAGUACAAGCGAAUUGUUUAUUAUGAUGAAUAACGAUGUUUCACGUUUGACAAUUUUCUGAAUUUUAUUUACUUGUAUUGGGAUGAACCAUGAUACAUUGAAGUUUUGAGAAGGUAUAUCAUUAUGUUGUUAUUAAUAUUACUUUUCAUUAUGUUGUAGGC
Messenger RNA from Bolinopsis microptera, 2758 nucleotides. RefSeq lists its product as uncharacterized. The record is from RefSeq and is a predicted model, not a curated record. Bases 81 to 2462 code for a protein of 793 amino acids. The transcript has 13 exons. Lineage: Eukaryota; Metazoa; Ctenophora; Tentaculata; Lobata; Bolinopsidae. Gene Ontology annotation, biological process: homologous chromosome pairing at meiosis; meiotic attachment of telomere to nuclear envelope.